AUGUCCCGUAGACACGCUGAGGACGUUGAAUCCACAGCUCUCUAUUACAUUAGACCCGCUGAGGAUGUUGAAUUCACAGCUCUCAAGUCCCGUAGAAAUCUAAGGACGUUGAAACCACAGCUCGCAUGUCCCGUAGACACGCUGAGGGCGUUGAAUCCACAGCUCUCACAUCCCGUAGACACGCUGAGGACGUUGAAUCCACAGCUCUCACAUCCCGUAGACCCGCUGAGGAGGUUGAAUCCACAGCUCUCAAUUCCCGUAGAAAAGCUGAAGACGUUGAAUCCACGGCUCUCACGUCCCGUAGACACGCUGAGAACGUUGAUUACACAGCUUUCAAAUCUCGUAGACACGCCGAGGACGUUGAAUCCACAGCUCUUGAGAGCUGUUGAUUCAACGUUCUCAGCGUGUCUACGAAACUGUGGCUACAUAAUCCGCAAUGAGGUUACGGAACUUGAGAGUUUUGGCCCUCAGGAAGUUACUGGACUUGAGAGAUAUCGGUCCAUAGUCCUCCACUCCAGUAAGUUCCUGAGGGCCAAAGCUCUCAAGUUCCGUAACCUCAUUGCGGAUUAUGUAGCCACAGCUCUUAAUGCCCCGUACACUCCACUGAUGACUAUAAGGCAACAGCUCUCAGGUUCCGUGGGAUCCCUGAGCAGUAUGUUGUCACACUUCUCAUGCCCCUUACACUCGCUGAAGAUUAUAGUGCUACAGUUCUCCAGUGCUAUAGCCUCCCUGGGGUCUAUUGAGCCAUAG
Messenger RNA from Acanthosepion pharaonis, 750 nucleotides. Lineage: Eukaryota; Metazoa; Mollusca; Cephalopoda; Sepiida; Sepiidae. The record is from the annotation of a GenBank genome assembly.